Glycine soja is the source of this 2169-nucleotide messenger RNA. RefSeq lists its product as uncharacterized. The transcript is spliced from 3 exons. The coding region runs from base 455 to 1861 and encodes 468 amino acids. The record is from RefSeq and is a predicted model, not a curated record. Gene Ontology annotation, biological process: carbohydrate metabolic process. Gene Ontology annotation, molecular function: hydrolase activity, hydrolyzing O-glycosyl compounds. Lineage: Eukaryota; Viridiplantae; Streptophyta; Magnoliopsida; Fabales; Fabaceae.
ACAAGUCAACAGAACAGAACAUAGAAAGAAAGGAGAAAAAGGAGUAGCAAAUAGAACAAACAAGUUAAAGAGAUGGUCACAUUUAUGGUAAAAGAGAUGUUCUAAAACUAUUUAAUUUGGCUGGGGUCGGUACCAAAACAAAAGCCACAGUGAAGACACCUUUGGACUUUGGUUGCAAAUCUCUGUCAUAACCUCAAACUCAGAUCCAAACUGCAUUGGAACUUAACUACCCUUACCCAACAUCAUCUCAUUCAUUUCUCUCUCUUUCUUCGUUUUUGGACUUAGCUUAGUUCGGUGACCCCCAAAAGCCAUCAACGAAACCGCAUGUCGGGGAAUUCUUCUCAUUCCAUAGUUCGAGUGGUACCAGAUGAGACUCUUCACUUUUGUUCAGAGGUUUCCAUAGGUUGCAUUUGGUUAAUUGCAGCAUUCUCUUGAAGAUAAAAAGGAAGAGAAAAUGAGGAUGAGGAACAAAUACAGGAAACCAACAACUUUACGUUGCAAUGCAGGGAGCAGAUGUUCAACGUCUGUUGUGGUAUUGAGCUUGUUAGGAUGCUUAUAUUUGCUUCAUUUUUAUACCCUUAUUCAUCACAGAGAUAGAAAUGGUGAAGAGUCUCUAUUGCGUAUUAGUAAUCAUCCCCAAUUCCGUGAACUUCAAGAAGUGGAAGAGGAAGAUGUUCAAAUCCCCCCACCAAGGGGAAAGAGGUCCCCUCGGGCAGCAAAACGCAGACCUAAACGGACAACCACGCUGAUUGAUGAAUUCUUGGACGAAAAUUCCCAACUUAGACAUGUGUUUUUUCCUGGUAAAAAAAUAGCUAUAGAUCCAAUGCAGACUGCUGUGAACGAAAGUUAUUACUACUACCCUGGGAGAAUUUGGUUAGAUACCGAUGGAAAUCCUAUUCAAGCCCAUGGAGGGGGCAUUAUAUAUGAUAAAAGAUCAAGAACAUACUAUUGGUAUGGUGAAUAUAAAGAUGGCCCUACCUACCAAAUUCACAAGAAAGGAGCUGCUCGGGUGGACAUUAUUGGAGUUGGUUGCUAUUCUUCUAAGGAUUUGUGGACCUGGAAACACAAGGGGAUUGUAUUAGCGGCAGAGGAAACAGAUGAAACCCAUGACCUGCACAUGUCUAAUGUGCUUGAGCGACCAAAAGUGAUUUACAAUGAGAGGACUGGAAAGUAUGUGAUGUGGAUGCAUAUUGAUGAUGCCAACUAUACCAAAGCGGCUGUUGGAGUAGCAGUCAGUGACACACCUGAUGGGCCAUUUGAUUAUCUUGGUAGCCAAAGACCCCAUGGAUAUGAAAGCAGGGAUAUGACAGUUUUCAAAGACGACGAUGGUGUGGCAUAUCUAAUCUACUCCUCUGAAGACAAUAGUGAACUGCACAUGGGACCCCUUACUGAAGAUUAUCUCAACGUGACAUCUGUCAUGAGAAGGAUUCUGGUGGGACAGCAUAGAGAAGCACCAGCUUUGUUCAAGUAUCAGGGCACAUAUUACAUGAUCACGUCAGCCUGCACUGGAUGGGUCCCAAAUGAGGCAUUGGCUCAUGCAGCUGAGUCUAUUUUGGGGCCUUGGGAAACAGUUGGAAAUCCCUGUAUUGGAGGAAACAAAAUGUUUAGGCUUACAACCUUCUUUGCUCAGAGCACUUUUGUGCUUCCUCUACCUGGCUUCCCGGGUUCAUUUAUUUUCAUGGCCGAUCGGUGGAAUCCGGCCGACUUAAAAGACUCCAGAUAUGUAUGGUUGCCUUUGAUAGUAGCAGGACCUGUUGAUCAGCCUCUUGAGUACAGUUUUGAAUUUCCAUUGUGGUCAAGAGUGUCUAUCUAUUGGCACCGAAAAUGGAGACUGCCUCACGGCUGGAACGGCUUCAAAUAAUGUAGCUUCCCUUUGUACAUUGUAAUAUACAAAGAUUUGGUAUACGGUUAUAUAUCUUACCGUGUUGCAUGCCAAGCACUAGUUGAGAAAGCUCACUGCUUGAGGAAUCGGACAUAGAAACCUAAGUCUCAAUAGUAUGCCACCUUUAAUUUAGGAUAAGCUGAGAUUAGUUUGAGGGAGCGCGUGCAAACCGAGAAAGAUUAUCCACUUGAUUGGAAUUUUUCUAAUAAUCCAGCAUUGUUUGUCAGUUGUGUAACGACAUCAUGUAAUUAAUUGUUAGCUAUGUAAAUGAUUCUUUCAUGUGUGUA